GCAGCUCGGAACAGCCGAGGAGACAGACUUGGAGCGACGUUUCGUCGCGGUGGGGGAAGAGAUGCGGUCCCUUCUCUCCACGCUGACUGUCUUAUGUAUCCAGAUGUUGCUGGUGAUGUGCAAUCCUUUGCAGCAGGUGUUUGGGGUCGAUGGGGUAAAUUUCAGCGUGCAUGUGGAGAACCAGACUGGGGUGCGAGACAACGUGAGCCGCCGGCAACACCGAGUCUACCAGCUCUACAGCAGGACCAGCGGAAAACACGUCCAAGUGCUGGGCCGCAGGAUCAGUGCCCGCGGAGAGGACGGAGACAAAUAUGCCCAGCUCGUAGUGGAGGCGGACACCUUUGGCAGCCAGGUGCGAAUCCGGGGGAAAGAGACCAACUACUACCUGUGCAUGAACCGCAGGGGCAAGCUGGUGGGCAAGAAGGCCAGUAACCGCAGCUCAGACUGCGUCUUUGUGGAGAAGGUCCUGGAGAACAACUACACGGCACUGAUGUCGGCCAAAUACAGCGGCUGGUACGUGGGCUUCACCAAGAGGGGGCGCCCUCGGCGCGGCCCGCACACGCUACCCAACCAGCAGGAUGUGCACUUCAUGAAGCGCUUCCCACCGGGGGAGCAGCCCGACGUGACGCCCUUCCGCUUCACCACGAUCAGCAAGCGGAGCAAACGAGUUCGAGCCGCUCGUCCGCGCUAGCCUUUGCUAACGCUCUCUCUCCCCAUCUCCUGUAAAAGGCCACUAAAUGUCCUGUUUUUUGGGACCAAGCUAAUGUUACCCCGGGACUUGCUAACCAGACUGACAGUCCCUCUCCUUUGCAGCCUUGUAAAAUGACUGGAUUGUUUAAGGAAGACAUGCUAACGCGGCCAAAGCUAAGUUUAUGCCAACUAGCCUAGCAUGGGUUAAUCCUGUUUAAUGCUAAACUGUGCUAAAAUAAAAGAGGACAUGUCUGACUCUGACAAAGGACUGACUUUGACUAGCAGCUGUCUGACUGCAGGACUGCCAGACAUCAUCUCAUCAAUCCUUCCAGUAAGGUCGGCACUGACACACCUGCCCUUUCCUUCGGUCUGGUCUUGGGUAUUGAACCAGACAGACCACACAACGACAGGCUCCCGACACAUAUGGAGAAGCCUAGAGACUAGCCGACAGAUGGUGACCCAGAACUGGUGGGUGGAGUUGGGCCGCCGCCGACCAUCCUGUCCUGUGUUUGGAACCAGGUUUCUCCAAGGAACUAUCGCAGAGCAGACCAGCUUUUGGGCUGGACUCUUGACCGGAUCAGAAUAGGUAAACUCAGAUCAUUCCCAGGCCCCUGGGAGACAUUGUCCAGGAUCUUCAGGACAAGGCAACCAAAAUAAAGGACUGCAUCCCAACUUGGGGAGUAGAUAGAUUCCCCUGUUACAGGACCCAGACAUCCAAAUAUAUAAUGUUAAUGUGUGUGUGUGUGUGUGUGUGUGUGUGUGUGUGUGUGUCUGACUAGUGGAAGAGGAACCCAAAGGGAAGGACCGGUAAUUGUUUGGUGGCAGAUGUUUUGACUUGCGGACUUUGUCUUGUUCCAUUCCCCUCUGUGCUUUGAGAAGUGAACUCAUAUGUGAUGUUCAUGUGUAAGUGAGCGAGUUGAGUGAACGAGUGCCCAUGAGGAAGUGCACCAAAGACCCUAUUUGGACGCUACCACAGGGAGACUUUGAGGACGACUAUUGGUGAUCACUUCGCCACUCUCCUUUGAAGGACAGAACCCUACAAGAACUGGAAUGUACAAAUGAAUGAAAAAAAAAAAAGUAAGCACCCAGAUAUCAGCUGCACCAAAAAAAAAAAUAUCCAAUGACCAAAGACAACUGGAGACCAAUGAUGGACAAGAUAGCCACACCCCCUUUUGAACCCUGCAACCAAUAGAAAGCACUCAAACACAGGGCAAAGGGGGUGGAGGCAUAUUCUCUUUGCAUUUGCAUUGCUAUAGAAAUGACACAGGGAACGAUAUUCCCAGUUUUGAGACAGUAUGACAUGCUGCUACGAGGACAUUAUGGAUUAACCAAAGUCUCAUACACAAAUAUUAAAGGGAACCCAUUAAAAACUAUAUAAAGAUUCUAUAUAUAUAUAAAGAGUAAAGGCUAAAUAAGCAAUAUUAUUAUGAUUGCUACUAUAAUUGUUG
Messenger RNA from Alosa sapidissima (American shad), 2138 nucleotides. It is a transcript of the gene fgf18a, whose product is annotated as fibroblast growth factor 18a. The coding region runs from base 62 to 691 and encodes 209 amino acids. The record is from RefSeq and is a predicted model, not a curated record. Gene Ontology annotation, cellular component: cytoplasm. The transcript has 5 exons. Lineage: Eukaryota; Metazoa; Chordata; Actinopteri; Clupeiformes; Clupeidae. Gene Ontology annotation, molecular function: type 1 fibroblast growth factor receptor binding; type 2 fibroblast growth factor receptor binding; growth factor activity. Gene Ontology annotation, biological process: positive regulation of gene expression; cell differentiation; positive regulation of protein phosphorylation.